Molecule: messenger RNA, 1130 nt
Organism: Esox lucius (northern pike)
Lineage: Eukaryota; Metazoa; Chordata; Actinopteri; Esociformes; Esocidae
Gene: llph
Product: LLP homolog, long-term synaptic facilitation factor
Biological process (GO): dendrite extension
Cellular component (GO): nucleolus
Molecular function (GO): RNA binding
Source: RefSeq, marked provisional
GCGCGCUUCUACGUCUCUGUGCAUAGCUACUCGCAUAUCCAGUGCUAUCAACUGUCCGAAUUUAACAUUUGCGUUUUUAAAACCUUAAAAUGGCCAAAAGUCUGCGAAGUAAAUGGAAGAGGAAAAUGCGUGCGGUUAAGAGAGCAAAAAACGCUCCCAAGGAACUGGCUCGGCUGAAACAAGCCUUGGCCAACGGUGGCACGGGCGAGAUCUCCAUGAGUGACAUGCAGGAAAUCGCUACAGUGGUGCCAGCUGACAAGAUUAAGGGGAAACUGGAUGUAGAUAUGGAGGGAGGGGAAGUCGAUGAUGGAAAGAUGGACUUGGAAAGCAAGCGCAGUAAGACAACCCAACUGGAUGAGCAUGGACAGUACCCCAAAUGGAUGAGCCAAAGGCAGGCCAAGAAACUGAAAGAAAAACGAUUGAUAAAGAAAUCAGGAGGAAAGGCCAGGAAAAAAAAGAAGGGUAUUGCAUGGUAACCAAAGGACUUCUAACUUGGCCUGUAACUCACAGGCGCCUUGAACACAACAUGAGAAUUGUGGACUUAAUCUGCUUUGUGUUGAGGUUAUGAUGAGGCAAAGGAUCAUCUAUAUUGUGAAACCCUAUUGUCAAGCAGCCCAAUUCAGAUUUGUAUUUUGACAAAUGAGAUCUUUUGUAUUCAGACCUUUUCACAGCUAAUUUGAUAGAAAGUGUGAUGCCUGUCUGAAUGCCACCUUCUGUACUCCCAUUCUUUUUAUGUUGGACACAUUAUUGCAUUGGCAUCAUUUACUUGAAUAAAAGUUGUUUUCUUAUUGCUAUUGUAUCCAUAAGAAAAUCUUAUACAUACUUGUCCUUUUAUCCCAGUAAUGAUAAACCAUUAGUAACUUUAUUCUCCCUGUGGCCUAUCCUGUCUUUACAAGAACAUGUUUAAAAAAACAUCUAUAUGAUAAUUUUACUCAUGUUGCAGUAAAUAAAUGUUUCUGUUAAAGAACUUUAUUCAUUACAAUCAGUUUAUUUUUUUAAACAUUACUUUUUAAUGUGGAAUUUCCAAUGUUAUGCUUUGCCAAGUUUGAACAUGUCAUUCAAGUUACAUAAUUCUAAGCAAUUAAAAGCAAAAUAUAUAAUACUUCUAUUUUAAUAAAAACACAUUACAC